CAGGUGGCAGUGGAUGGCGCGCCCCAUUUCUAAUUGAUGACGCGGUAGCAGCAUGCACACCCUCAUCGACGCCCGUCGGCUCGACGAGCCGUCCCCUGCGCCGUCGCAUGCGAGCGAAAGCGGCUUCUCCUUUUGUGCAGUCGGCCAGCGACGCGCUGCCGUCGCCGUCGCCGUGGUGGUGCUGCCGCAGCGUCUCGCUCAGCGAGCUGCUCGCGAUCGCGUUCAUCGUAAUACUCUGCCUCGUCGUCGCUAUCCUCGCGGCCAUCGGCAUGUACGUCGGCACGGCCAACGAGUCGCACACGACCGUCCAGCACGACCACAUCAUGGCGCCGUUCAGCAUCCCGACGGCUUGCCGCGCGCUCUCGCUCAUCUCGCUCGCCAUCAUCGUCGUCGCCUACAUGCUCAAGCCGUCCGUGCGGUCGACGUCCAUACCCCUCGUGCUGCCGCUCAUGCUCUCGCAAGGCGGGUACCUCGUCUCGCGGCUCUACAUUGCCGUGAGCAAAACGUUCUCGGGCCAAUCGAUCUUCAAACUGGGCACGCCGUUGAUCUGGUACUGCGGCGAGGUCUCGAGCACGCUGACGACCACCAUGAAUCUCAUGCAAAUCUUCUUCACCGUCGCGAUCACGUACCGCCUGUACCGGUCCGUCGCCGCGCCGCCCGAGCUGCUCGUCGAUACCAAGGUCCAUGCCCGGUCGACGUGUCGGCUCAUUCUAUGCGCGUUUUUGCUGUCGCUGACCCUUGCGCUCACCGUGACCUUCUCGACGAUACCGAGCAUGGACCCAGACUUUGAAGCGUGGGCCAAGCUCGUCGAAGGCAACUCGAUGACGACACCGCCGCGCUACAGCCCGUGGACGUGCAUGAGCACCGAGACGCAGACGCUCAACAACCUGUACGCGCCGUUCAUCGGUUUGGGGCUCGUGACCUUCUUGGCCUUUCGCAUCAAGGCCAAAGUCCAGGGACUGUACCCGACGCACGCGCGGCGGAGCAUCAAGUCGGUCGCCAACUACUACAUUGGCGUGUACGUGCUCACGUGGGGCGGUUCCCUCUUUGUGUAUGCGGUUCUGAUCGUGUCGCACCAAACCCCCGGGUGGUCCCCGCCCAACGGCGUGCCGACCAACGACGAGAACGACCGCCUCGCCCGCGUCAUGCGUGUCUCGCUGGCGUUCAUUCCGUACGACCUCCAAGGCUUCCUCACGUGCGUCGUGACGAUCUGGAGCUUCUUCCGCAUCCGGUGGCGCUUCGAUCUGGGCCUUUCCCUCAAAGCGAUCCGACCCACUUCGAUCGAGUUUGACGAACCGCUCGAGGUCCUCGGCCAAGGCGCCUUCGCCAUCGUCGUCAAGGCGAUGUGGUACCCGUCCCGGACGGCCGAGCACUGGUACUGCUGUCACUGUCGCAAGAGCAGCACGUCAUCGUCGUCGCUGCUACCGACGACGGCCGCCGACGGGAUUCCUGUCGCCGUCAAGACGUUUCGAUUUGAGCGCGACUCGACACACGUGACGCUUAACGGCGUCCAAGAAGAAGCGUACCUCGCGUCGCAGCUCGUGCACCCGAAUGUGAUGGCCACGUACGGCUGCUACACGUCGGGCAGUCACCUCUACUUGGUCUGCGAAUACCUUGGCGGCGGCACGCUUCAAGACGUCUUGGCACCCGACCUCCCGUAUGUGCAAGUGCUGCAGUACGCGCUCAUGAUUGCAUCGGGCAUGGCCUUUCUGCACACGCUCGACGUUCCCGUCAUCCACCGGGAUCUCAAGCCGCUCAACUGCGUGUUUGACCAGACCCGCAGCGUGCUCAAGCUCGUGGACUUUGGCUUGUCGCGGCUCUUUCAUGAAGACGAAGUCGAGCGCAAGCUCGAGUCGAUCACGCAGCUCUCGCCGCACUCGCAGCGCGCGACGUUCUCGGCCAGCCGCAGCAACCUCGUGUCGCUCCUCGGCCACCACUCGGAGGAGGUCGUGAGCCUCACGAUGACGUCCCGCGUCGGCACCGUGUGCUGGGCCGCGCCCGAGCUGCUCGUCGACCAAGAGCUCUCGACCUACUCGCUCAAAGUGGACGUCUACAGCUUUGGUAUCAUUUGCUGGCAGCUCAUGACGGGUCGCCAGCCGUACGACGACAUUCCGGGCAGCGCGCUCGCGUCGUGCCCGCCGCACUUUGCGAAGCUCAUGCGCUUCGCAUGGCACAGCAACCCGCAUCGCCGGCCGUCGUUUCCGUACAUUGUCAAGCUCCUCAACGCCGAACUCGACAUGGUCACAAGCGGCAGCUGGUCCUCGGCGUCGUAG
Messenger RNA from Saprolegnia parasitica CBS 223.65, 2273 nucleotides. RefSeq names its product TKL/MLK/MLK protein kinase. The record is from RefSeq and is a predicted model, not a curated record. The coding region runs from base 108 to 2273 and encodes 721 amino acids. The transcript has 3 exons. Gene Ontology annotation, molecular function: ATP binding; protein kinase activity. Gene Ontology annotation, biological process: protein phosphorylation. NCBI's taxonomy places the organism in Eukaryota, Oomycota, Saprolegniomycetes, Saprolegniales, Saprolegniaceae.